Vanessa tameamea is the source of this 2407-nucleotide messenger RNA. RefSeq names its product sialin (gene MFS3). The record is from RefSeq and is a predicted model, not a curated record. Gene Ontology annotation, molecular function: transmembrane transporter activity. Gene Ontology annotation, biological process: transmembrane transport; monoatomic anion transport. Gene Ontology annotation, cellular component: membrane. The transcript is spliced from 11 exons. Bases 358 to 1860 code for a protein of 500 amino acids. Lineage: Eukaryota; Metazoa; Arthropoda; Insecta; Lepidoptera; Nymphalidae.
UAAUGACGGAAAGGAUCUUUCAUAAUAAACAUCAUCGAUCCUGUCAGCUUUAAAGGUCACCUUGAAAGAGCGCGAAAGCUUAAACGGGGGCAACAAAUCACAUGAACAUCAUAAAAUAAUUUGGGUGCAUGCUUGUCCGCACGUUCCACCGGUCACGCUUAUAGUAUAAAAGUAAAUAGAGUAGAGUGGAUAAAGAAUUUCAUAUCGUUGCGUGGUACUCGUACGGGAUAAUUCUUUAACGUCACAGUUCACAGUCAUACUUCACACGUGAAACUUACUCCAUCCGUGUGUUACGCGUGUUUUAUUUUAGUCGAUUUAGUUAAUUAUAUUAAGUAAACUAUAGUUUUCAUUACUAAAAUGGAUGUGCCGGCAAAGGGGAAUAUUUUAGGACGAAUGGUACCGGCACGGUACGUCCUAGCGAUCCUCGGUUCUAUCGGCAUGGCAAUAGUCUACGGGCUGAAGGUUAACUUGUCAGUCGCCAUGGUGGGCAUGCUGAAUCACACCGCGAUAGAGGCAUCAGUACACGACGUGCAGGACGAUGAUAACUUUACCGCGCCAGCAGAAGAUAUGCAGUGUGAUACUACGGGUAAUUCGACUAGUGCGAAGGAGGCAGACGGACCUUUUCCGUGGUCAUCUGAAAUCCAGGGUAUCGUUCUCAGCUGCUAUUUCUGGGGAUACUUCGUUUCACAAAUUCCUGGAGGUCGCAUAGCGGAAUUGUUCUCGGCGAAAUGGGUGAUGUUCUUCAGUGUGACCAUUAAUGUUGUGUGCACGCUGCUCACACCUGUCAUGGCCGAAGCGCACUACGUCGCGGUGGUCGUCAUGAGAGUGGGCGAGGGGAUCGGUGGGGGGGUGACAUUCCCCGCGAUGCACGUGCUGCUGUCGAAGUGGGCGCCGCCCGCCGAGCGCAGUGUGUUGGCCGCGUUGGUGUACGCCGGCACCUCGCUCGGCACCGUCAUCUCCAUGCUGAUGGCUGGAGUUCUGACUGCGACACUUGGCUGGGAGAGCGUGUUCUACGUGAUGGGCGGGCUGUCCUGUGCGUGGUGCGUGUUGUGGGUGUGGCUGGUGCAGGACUCGCCGCAGUCGCAGCCGCUCAUCAGUGUGGAGGAGAGGGAGAUGAUCGUCACCUCACUGGGCGGGAAAGCCAAUGAUCAGGAGCAUAAACAGAAGCUGGCCGUGCCGUGGAAGGCAGUGUUCACGUCAGGACCUUUCCUGGCUAUCUUGGUGGCGCACGCUUGUUCGAACUGGGGCUGGUACAUGCUGCUCAUCGAAUUGCCCUUUUACAUGAAGCAAGUACUCAAGUUCAACAUGACUGAGAAUGCGGUAACAACAGCUCUGCCUUUCCUUUCGCUCUGGUUCUUCAGUAUCGGACUAAGUCGAGGUCUGGACUGGCUACGCAGUAGGGAGAUCAUCACUACCAGCACUGCUAGGAAGAUAGGCACAUUGUUCGCGUCGCUGGUGCCGGCGGCGUGCCUGCUGGGCCUGAGCUUCGUGCGCUGCGACCGCGCGGCGGCCGUGUCGCUGACGGCGCUCGGCGUCACGGCCAUCGGCGGCAUGUUCUGCGGGUUCCUCUCCAACCACAUCGACAUCGCGCCGAACUUCGCCGGCACACUAAUGGCUAUAACCAACACUGUUGCAACGAUCCCUGGAAUCGUCGUACCCAUCUUCGUGGGAAUCUUAACUCAUGGCAAUCAAACCAUUUCGGCUUGGCGUAUCAUCUUCUUCGUUACGAUAGCUUUGUACGUAGUGGAAAUUGUUGUCUACACAAUUUUCGGUUCAGGUGAAGAACAGUCAUGGAAUAAAGUACCGGAAGUUGAUGAAAAAUCGGAGGGCACACCGUUGAAAAACGAAGAAAUUGUUUGAAAUGGAUGCAAUCUAAACUUUUAAAUGUAAUGCUGUAAACAUCGCUUACAUUUAUAUAAUCUUUGAACGAUGAAAUAUUUAUUUCGCCAUGAAAAAUACACAAGUGAAUGCAUAACAGAUAACAAAUAUUAUAACAAAAAACAGCACGUUAUGGUUUGUUGUUGUUAUAUUAAUUUCACUGCGAUUCUUCUUUUUGAACGAUUUACUUAUUAAUUACGGUAAACAAGUACAUAGUUUAAUUGUACGGUAAAGUCCAAGAAAGUAAAGACAUACACACAAUUGAAAAACUAGAAGUAAUUGAUGUUUAAUUCCAUGAUUAUAAAAAAGUGAUGAAAAGUUAAUCUAUCCUUGGUCUCUCUAGUAGCAAUACUAAUAAUUGCACAAAAUUAUAAUUAGGAAAUGACUGAUAACAUCAUAAACCUGUAAAUUAUCGUAAAAUUUUAAUCAAAUAAAAGAUGGUCCAUUUCAUAGAACUAUAUAAACCAAUUUACAAGAAGCAUUUCACAUUAAAAAAAAAAAAAACAAAAUGGUAUUCUGUAAAACAUAA